Grammomys surdaster is the source of this 1032-nucleotide messenger RNA. RefSeq names its product cathepsin Q-like. Gene Ontology annotation, cellular component: lysosome. NCBI's taxonomy places the organism in Eukaryota, Metazoa, Chordata, Mammalia, Rodentia, Muridae. Bases 1 to 1032 code for a protein of 343 amino acids. Gene Ontology annotation, biological process: immune response. Gene Ontology annotation, molecular function: cysteine-type endopeptidase activity. The record is from RefSeq and is a predicted model, not a curated record. The transcript is spliced from 7 exons.
AUGACUCCUGCUGUCUUCCUGGUAAUCCUGUGUUUGGGAGUUGUGUCAGGUGUUUCAGCAUUUGAUCUCAGUUUGGAUGUCGAAUGGGAAGAGUGGAAGAUAAAAUAUGAGAAGUCUUACACUCCGGAAGAAGAUGUACUGAAGAGAGCAGUAUGGGAAGAAAAUGUGAAAAAGAUUAAACUGCACAACAUGGAGAAUUCCCUGGGGAAGAAUACCUACACCAUGGAAAUAAAUUACUUUGCUGACAUGACUGAUGAAGAAUUCAAGGACAUGAUAAUUGGUUUUACAUUGCCAAUUAACGACACAGUGAGAAGUCCCUGGAAGCGUUCACUUCAUAGUAAUUUUCCUUACUCUUGGAAUUGGAAAGAUACUUUGCCCAAAUCUGUUAAUUGGGUCAAGGAAGGCUAUGUGACUCGUGUGAAUGAUCAGGGAAAUUGUAAGUCUUGUUGGGCUUUUCCUGUGGCUGGUGCCAUAGAAGCACAAAUGUUCAAGAAAACUGGUAAACUGAUCCCACUGAGUGUGCAGAACCUAGUGGACUGUUCUAAACCUCAAGGCAAUAGAGGUUGUAAUGGGGGUACUACAAACAGUGGCUUCAAGUAUGUUCUGGAGAAUGGAGGUUUGGAGGCUGAGGCAACCUAUCCAUACGAAGCAAAAGAAGGACUAUGCAGGUACAAUCCUAAGAAUUCAUUUGCAACAAUCGAAACAUUUGUGGCCCUUUCAGAAGAUGAAGAUGUCCUAAUGGAUGCUGUAGCAACUAAAGGGCCUGUUGCUGCUGGAAUUAAUGUUGUCUACAGUUCUUUACGGUUCUACAAAAAAGGUAUUUAUUAUGAGCCAAGGUGCAAACAUCUUGUGAAUCAUGCAGUUCUGGUGGUUGGCUAUGGAUUUGAGGGAAAUGAAACAGAUGACAAUAACUACUGGCUGAUUAAGAACAGCUGGGGUAAAAAAUGGGGAUUGGGCGGAUAUAUGAAGAUCGCCAAAGACAGAAACAACCACUGUGGAAUUGCAACAUUUGCUCAGUAUCCUAUCGUGUGA